AUGCGUUACUCAUACACUAUCCUCGCCUUUGCCUCCAUGGCUCUGGCUCUUCCCACUGCCAAGCCUGCCGAUGAUGGCUCUUGGGCCCCUGGUAAAUAUGAGGGCAAGGGCACUGGUUACGAUGAUGGCAAGUGGGCUCCCGGCAAGUAUGAGGGAGGCGACACUGGCUUUGAUGAUGGUCAAUACCACGGUGAAAAGACCAAGCGCAACGACGAUGGCUCAUGGUACCCUGGCAAGUACGAGGGCAAGGGAACUGGCUACGACGACGGAAAGUGGUAUCCCGGAAAGUAUCCUGGCGCUAAGGAGAAGCGCAACGACGAUGGCUCAUGGUACCCCGGCAAAUAUGAAGGCAAGGGUACCGGCUACGAUGACGGCAAAUGGUACCCAGGAAAGUACCCCGGCGACAAGACCAAGCGCGCCGAUGACGGAAAGUGGUACCCCGGAAAGUACGAGGGCAAGCCUCAAACACCUUAUGAUGAUGGAAAGUGGUAUCCUGGCAAAUACCCCGGCGACAAGGUGAAGCGUGCCGACGAUGGUAGCUGGUAUCCUGGCAAGUACGAGGGAAAGCCCCAGACUCCCUACGAUGAUGGAAAGUGGUAUCCCGGAAAGUACCCUGGUGGCAAGGCCAAGCGUGAGGACGAUGGUAGCUGGUACCCCGGAAAGUAUGAGGGCGGCAACACUGGUGUUGAUGAUGGAAAGUGGGCUCCCGGCAAGUACGAGGGUGGUGACACCGGUGUCGAUGACGGCUCAUACGACCCUGAGAAGUAUGGCAAGACAAAGCGUGCUGAUGAUGGCAAGUGGCAUGAGGGAAAGUACGAGGGAAAGCCUCAGACUCCCUAUGAUGACGGAAAGUGGUACCAUGGAAAGUACCCUGGUAAGGAGUAA
Molecule: messenger RNA, 885 nt
Organism: Fusarium coffeatum
Lineage: Eukaryota; Fungi; Ascomycota; Sordariomycetes; Hypocreales; Nectriaceae
Exons: 3
Coding region: 1-885 (294 amino acids)
Source: RefSeq, a predicted model, not a curated record